Camellia sinensis is the source of this 968-nucleotide messenger RNA. RefSeq names its product Tetraspanin family protein (gene TRN2). The record is from RefSeq and is a predicted model, not a curated record. Gene Ontology annotation, biological process: auxin-activated signaling pathway. Gene Ontology annotation, cellular component: membrane. Lineage: Eukaryota; Viridiplantae; Streptophyta; Magnoliopsida; Ericales; Theaceae.
AUGGCCCUAAGCAACAAUGUCAUCGGUUGCAUCAACUUCGUGGCCAUGCUCCUCUCCAUCCCAAUCAUCGGUGCAGGAAUCUGGCUAGCAUCCGAGCAAGACAACUCAUGCGUAAAAAUCCUCCAAUGGCCGGUCAUCAUUCUAGGAAUUCUUAUCUUAGUCGUGGCCCUAGCGGGCUUCGUGGGCGGGUUUUGGCGAAUUCCAUGGCUCCUUGUGGUGUACCUUGUUGCCAUGCUAGUUCUCAUAAUCUUACUUGCAUGUUUGGUGGUUUUUAUUUACAUGGUCACCAUUAAGGGUUCGGGACACCUUGAACCGAACCGGGCUUACUUGGAAUACCAUCUUGAUGACUUCUCAGGGUGGCUUCGAAGGAGGGUACAGAGUAAUUAUAAGUGGGAUCGGAUUAGAAGUUGCUUGAGCUCUACAAGUAUGUGUGCUGAGUUGAAUCAGAGUUAUCGUAUGGCUGAAGAUUUUUUUAAUGCACAUCUCACCCCCUUACAGUCAGGAUGUUGUAAGCCACCAACACUAUGUGGGUACACAUUUGUGAACCCUACAUAUUGGAUCAGCCCCAUAGACAAUGCAGCAGACAUGGAUUGCUUGAAUUGGAACAACGAUCAGACCCAACUCUGCUACUCAUGCAACUCAUGCAAAGCAGGGUUACUUGCUAAUCUCAGGAAGGAAUGGAGAAGAGCUGAUAUCAUUAUGAUCAUCACUCUUGUUGCUCUCAUUAUUGUGUAUUUGAUUGGUUGUUGUGCCUUUAGGAAUGCUAAAACUGAAGAUCUCUUUCGCAAAUACAAGCAAGGCUAUACAUGAGUGAGUGAGUGAGUGAAUGAGUGAGAUUGAGUGAUGGUGUUUUAUGACUUUGUACAACAAGAUGUUUUUCGUGUUUUCGUGUUUGGUUAUUGAAUGGGCGAUUGUGUCUGAUUGAGGGUAGAAAUUAGGAUUUCUUUUACGCGGAUAACAUUUGAUCA